AAGGAACAAAUAAAAACGACAUGUCGUCCUUCACAAGACAAAAGGCGAGCUCUCCAGCCGAAAUCCAAUACGCUCGACGCUCCGCGGCUCUAGCUUCAGCGAGACAGAGAAGAUCUACGGCGGCGACGAUGAGGCCGACGGCGAUGGAGUUCUUCAGCGACAUGGACGACCAGGGCUCCACCAUGGCCAUGGACGUCGACGACAUCGACGCCCUCGAGAUCUUCGGCGGCGAUGGUGUCAUCGGAGAGAACAAGCUCGCCGACCUCGACUUCUUCAACUCCUUCCCCGACGACUUCGACGAGUCCGACAUGAUCAACUAGGAGGCCUCGCCACCAUGUAAUGCUCUGAUUUUCAAUUUGAUCCGAUUCUAGGGUUUCCGGCUGUGAUUUGGGAAUUAGGGUUUUAUGCGGUUUUGAUAUGGUGGAUGAUUUGUGUUGGACAAGUGGUUAUAUAUAUAACUUAAGUAUGGAUUUUUAGCUAUUGUGGUUUGAUUGUGCAAAUUUUAAUUUAUGGUUGGUUGGAGGUC
Molecule: messenger RNA, 526 nt
Organism: Rosa chinensis
Lineage: Eukaryota; Viridiplantae; Streptophyta; Magnoliopsida; Rosales; Rosaceae
Product: small acidic protein 1
Exons: 1
Coding region: 21-320 (99 amino acids)
Source: RefSeq, a predicted model, not a curated record